Messenger RNA from Baudoinia panamericana UAMH 10762, 1086 nucleotides. RefSeq lists its product as uncharacterized. The annotation marks the transcript as partial. Gene Ontology annotation, biological process: regulation of cyclin-dependent protein serine/threonine kinase activity. The transcript is spliced from 2 exons. Gene Ontology annotation, molecular function: protein kinase binding; cyclin-dependent protein serine/threonine kinase regulator activity. The record is from RefSeq and is a predicted model, not a curated record. Lineage: Eukaryota; Fungi; Ascomycota; Dothideomycetes; Mycosphaerellales; Teratosphaeriaceae. Gene Ontology annotation, cellular component: cyclin-dependent protein kinase holoenzyme complex; nucleus.
CCACAGCCGGCCAACCCUACGCUUUCCGCCAAUGUCGCGCCUCCUGCGUCAACGAGCGCACAACCAGCGCCACAAGCGAGCAAUGCACUGAGCGCGGCAGACACGCGGCAACCGCGACCGCAGAAGAUCAAAGUCCGCGAUCUGCAGCACAUCCAAAGCUUCGCGAGUGAGGACAUGAGCGCCUUCUCCGAGAUUAAGAGCCGAAGCCGGUCGCAUUCGCGAGGACCGGAGGAUGACGGCCCGCAAUACGAGAUUAGUGAGAUGAAGGUCGAGCACAUCAUUGAAAUGGUGGCCGGCCUUCUCACGAAGAUUACCACGACGAACGAUCAGCAGCAUGAGCACCUGCACCGCCAACCAGCGCAUUUAGAGCAAGCAUCACACUUGACUCCACAAACGAGCAGCGUGCUCGCAUUCCAUGGGAAGAAUGUGCCCAGCAUCACCAUCUUGAGCUAUCUCACCCGCAUCAAUAAGUACUGCCCCACUAGUUAUGAGGUGUUCUUGAGCCUGUUGGUGUACUUCGACCGCAUGACGGAGAGGGUGAACGCGGGUCCCAUGCAAGGUCUGCGGGACGUAAACCAGCAAAUGUAUGACCACAACCGAAAUGCAAGCCGGGCAAGCAGCUCCAGUGACUCUCAAGGUACGGAUCCCAUGGAGGGCGUGACAGCGACUACACCGCAGGGCACGCAGACAGCUACACCUCCAGCGUCCGGCUCGAUGGAGAAGGGCGACCAGCAGGGUGUGCCUGGAACGCCGCACAGUCGGCCUCAUCAGAUGGAGUCCCCCUCCAUACCGCAGGCACCGGCAUCGACGGAAGCGUACAAUCUCUCACACUUCUUUGUCGUAGACAGCUUCAACAUACAUCGUCUGGUCAUUGCAGGCGUGACGUGCGCCAGCAAGUUCUUCUCCGACAUCUUCUACACCAAUUCGCGCUACGCGAAGGUCGGUGGCUUACCGCUGCAAGAGCUCAAUCACCUUGAACUACAGUUUCUGCUUCUGAACGACUUCCGCCUUUCGAUUCCAGUCGAAGAGAUCGAAGCGUAUGGGACUAUGCUGGUCGAGUUCUAUGCGCGGGAAGUCGUGGCCCAG